Scylla paramamosain (green mud crab) is the source of this 1000-nucleotide messenger RNA. Its product is annotated as ninjurin-1-like. NCBI's taxonomy places the organism in Eukaryota, Metazoa, Arthropoda, Malacostraca, Decapoda, Portunidae. The transcript is spliced from 6 exons. The coding region runs from base 212 to 934 and encodes 240 amino acids. The record is from RefSeq and is a predicted model, not a curated record. Gene Ontology annotation, biological process: tissue regeneration; cell adhesion. Gene Ontology annotation, cellular component: membrane.
CCGCGUCUUGAGAGUGCGGGUUGUCAACUUGUGGUGCUUAUCUUUGUUUUCCUCCGGUUCAGGUGUUGUAGGGGCUCACAGGUGUGACAGGGAGCGCAGGAUAAAGAAACCAUUGCAAGAAACGAGGAAAAUAUUACGUUUUAUUGAAGUUAACGAAACCAGGUUGUUAACAAGGCCGUUGGAAAGAUUACCUUACAUGUGAAUCGAAUAUAUGCCUCGGGAGUUACGAAGACGACCAACCAUGAGCAACACCGAACUGGCACCCAUCGCUGACACUCGGGAGACGGAGGCCGAGGAAUUUGGACCGAACCAUCAUCCAAUAGAAUCCGAAGAUGACGGCAUUGAUGAAGGCUUUGGCAUCACUCCCCCGACCAAUGGGGUGCCCCGGCGUUCCCCCCACCCCGGGACCUAUACCCCCACGGUACACACCCAGCCCCAUCCCCAGCCCCACCCCCAGCCACACCCCCCUCACCACGGCAGCGGCAAGCCUGGUAGGCGGCCCUUGGAUGUGAACUUGUAUGCCACCAAGAAGACCGUGGCACAGGGCAUGAUGGACCUGGCACUGCUGACUGCCAAUGCCAACCAGCUACGUUAUGUUCUGGAGUCUGGCAAGUUUGGGAAUCCCGGUGCCAACUAUUAUAUCAGUCUCACCCUCAUUGGCCUCAGUAUUGCCAUGCAGCUGAUAAUCGGAGUGGCACUGAUCUUCCUAGGGCGCUACAACGUGUCGAGGGAACAUCACGCACAGAAAGCCGACAAGCUCAACAACUGGGUGGUGCUUGGCGUCUUCAUAAUUACCGUCAUUAAUGUGUUCAUCUCGUCCUUCUCCAUUGAGCCCUUCCAUGGCGUUGACCCCGUUUUGUUAAGGAAAGCAAUGGACACUAAGAUGCCUCCAGCUGAUGUCACCGAAAGGAUCACUAACAUUGAUGGUCUCUGAGGGGUCACAGAAGGGGUCACAGGAGGGGGUCACAGGAGGGGUUACAGGAGGGGUCACAGGAGGGAG